Parasteatoda tepidariorum (common house spider) is the source of this 2783-nucleotide messenger RNA. It is a transcript of the gene HPS1, whose product is annotated as Hermansky-Pudlak syndrome 1 protein. Gene Ontology annotation, cellular component: BLOC-3 complex. Lineage: Eukaryota; Metazoa; Arthropoda; Arachnida; Araneae; Theridiidae. Gene Ontology annotation, biological process: vesicle-mediated transport. The record is from RefSeq and is a predicted model, not a curated record. Gene Ontology annotation, molecular function: guanyl-nucleotide exchange factor activity.
UACAUCUAAAUCAAUUACGGGUCACGAGUUCCGAUUUAGCAGACGGCAUGCUUAUGUUUACAUAACAUAUUACCGAACAACGUUAACGAAUAAGUAUUGUCAAACAUUUAAAGAAAGGAAUAUAUCUGACUUAUUGACACCAUCUGUCCCGCAUUUUCUCUCAGUUUUUAUGAACUUUCGAUUUUACAUAAUGCAACUGUAAUAUUUCUUUUUACUUUUUAUGAAGUAAUUUGAAAAAAUGAAAGGAAUAUUGUUGUUUGAUAAUUUAAAUGAUGUUGCAUUCUAUGAUAUUGAUGUGGAGUUAUCACAACAUAUUCAAAAAUUAGGAAUUAAAGAUGGUUUAAUAGAAACAUUUUCUGUCAAUGAGGAGAAGAGGAUUGACAAAAAUGUUUUGAUGCAACUUUUUUCACCCUUAAUUGCAUCUUAUAAGGUGAUGCAAGGACAAUUUGGAAAUAAAUAUAGAUACGUUGAGUCUGAAGAUGGUUUGUUGUUGGUUUUUGAUGAAGUGUUGAAUUACGUUGCUGUAAGUAUUUGUCAUGAAGAGGAAAAACUUGAAGAAGUUCAAAAGGAACUUAGCUUAUUUUUAAUUGUAGUAGAGAUGUUAUUUGGACCUACGCUACAUUUGUUGAAAGGUGAAAACAUUCCUCUUAAUGAAUCUAUUUCUAGAUCUGAACUAAUUGUUCUAAUUUUGAACAAGUGGAGAGUUUUAAAAUCAGAACAGCAGAUAUAUUUGGUUGAGGCAGUUGAAAGACUGAUAAUUAAUCAAGACAUAACAGCAAUGUGUAUAAAUUUACUACAAGUAGUUCUUGAAAAAGUUAGACAAACCCACAAAGAUGGAACAUACUUACAUGCCUUUGUCCUAGUAGAUACUAAACUUUUGGCCCUCUAUUCUAGCCGAAAUUCAGGACACUUGUCUAAAGAGAUACUUUUGUUUUUAAUUCUUAUUGUACAAGUAUUGAAAACCCCAACAACUACAUCAAAGUCUGAAGAAAUAGAAAACCCGCUCUCUGAUGAUGAGUUUUUUAUCCCAAUAUCUAAUGUAACCAAAGCAGCUUUACUCAAUGAAGAAAAUCAAACAAAAAAAUCAUCCGGUUUCAAAGAAGAAGAGAGUAAAGUUGGUUCCCACAGUUUACUGAUCUAUUUAAAGUCACGAGCUGGCCUACUUGUGCCCCAUAUUCUCUACAUAAUUGAAGUCACAAACAGAAUCACCCUUACAAUUCUGUAUGAGUUUACUGCACAAGGAGUCCUAUCUGGGAAUAUAGCUUCACUUAUUAAGCAGUUAAAUAAUUUACUAUAUCAUCCUCUUCAACGCCAUCCUAUGGGCAAUUUUGUAGAUCUUGAAAGAGACUUCAAAAAAUUGACUGAUAUGCUUUGGAAAAUGAAAGCCCCCGUUGAUAGGGAAAGACAUGUUAGAAGGUUAAUAACAAAAUGGGACCAAUUAAAGCAAUCUGACCUUGAAGAAUUCUUCAAAAACCCCAAAAACAAGAUAACAAAUCCAAGAUUGGAAUCUGGACUCUCUUCAUGUUGUGAACUGCUCAUGACGGUCUUUGAGGACAUCAUUGCCCGACCCUGCCUUCAAUAUGAGCAAAAGUCCCACUUGCCAGAUCACCAAGAAAUAUUUAAAGUGAUUCAGAAGCUCAGUGUUAAACGCCUCAGCGAUGUUGCCGAUUUUCUUGAAGUUAAAUCAGUGCAGAACAUCACUAUGGCAUCAUAUAUUACAGACUAUCCUGGUCUUAUUCAUUUUAUUUACAUAGACAGAAACUGUGAUUGCAUGAUUGCUCCCAUUAUUACUUUGAAGAAAACUCAUCUGAAUGGUACACCCUCACUCAAGUUAAAAAUAUGGAAGAUGGUGUCUACUGGGCGAAAGUACAUAGAUGGUGCUGAGAAUUUUUGUUGUCUUUGGAAAGAUGGAGAUCUGAACUUUUUCUACCAUGUUUGGUUUGAAGACUCAACGGGUAGAGUGAUUAAACCAACCGUUCAACCAUCUGUAAAAAAACUUCCAAAAAAGGGAAUAAUGUGUGGCAACUAUUAUAAGAAGCUCAUAAAAGAAUGUUUUCCUGGAGCUGCUCAUAACCAUAUUCAUUGCUACGAAUUCUUCAGUGCUCAUUUGAGCUCCACCGAUACAGAUGUCAUUAUUGAACACAGCAAAAAGCUUUGCGCACAACUAUGGAAUUUCACAGGAGCUUAUAGAACUUCUUUAGAUUUACUGAAUGGUCUGCUAAAGAGAGAAGGUGAAAAAAAAUGACUAUUUUGAUAAUUAUCCUUUCAUCACAGAUAGUAAAUGAGGGCAUAAUAAAAAAAAGAUCUUAUGAGUCCAACAAUUCUACAUAAUUUGCAGGAAAGAGACCAUAAGAACCAUCAGGAGCCAUACCCUGCCACCAACCUUCAUCAAUUUGUUCUAUCUGGGUGAUUAUGUCAUCAGGGUCAAAUGAAAUUUCAGUCUCAUCAGCUGAAAUAAAGAAUAAUAAUUAUGAGCUGAUGCCUACUAAUUUUAUACUUCAAAAAGUUCUAUUUCAUCAAUGAGCACUUUUAUAUUAUUAACUGCAGAUAGAGAAAGCAAUUUUUUUUAUGCUUCACUAUCUUUCUUGCACGCUCGGAUUAUACCAUUUACUUAUUUUUAUAUUUGUGAUAAAUAUUAAAGCUGUAAUCCUUAAAUAUCUAAGGAUUAGUUUAGAUGUAUAUGUGCUACUUAGUUCUUUAAAACAUAGUUUCUAUGUUUUUAAAAAUUCAUGGCCUGGCAUUAAUCUACAAUAUCAAUAAAAUGAUAAGUUUGUGUAUGUCAA